AUGCUGGAGCUCUCAGUAAGUCUCAGUCUCAUGCUAAUUCUGUGGCUGUCCACGGCGCCCAUGACUUGGGGUCACCCAGUUCCGCCGUCAAAGGUAGCUGGAAAGCCUGAUUACUUCCUUGUCCUGCUAAACAGCUGUCCGAGCAGGUUGGAGAGGAGCGAGGGACUGAGUCUGCCAAAGCCCAUUUCGGAGAAGGCAUUUAUGAAAAGGUCCUUCCGCAACGGAGUUGGCACCGGCAUGAAAAAAACUUCCUUUCGAAGAGCAAAACCCUGA
This is a messenger RNA of Ochotona princeps (American pika), 273 nucleotides long. It is a transcript of the gene NPS, whose product is annotated as neuropeptide S. The transcript has 3 exons. Gene Ontology annotation, biological process: positive regulation of action potential; positive regulation of synaptic transmission, GABAergic; positive regulation of synaptic transmission, glutamatergic. The record is from RefSeq and is a predicted model, not a curated record. The coding region runs from base 1 to 273 and encodes 90 amino acids. Gene Ontology annotation, cellular component: extracellular region. NCBI's taxonomy places the organism in Eukaryota, Metazoa, Chordata, Mammalia, Lagomorpha, Ochotonidae.